CGGUCAACGUCUCGCUCGCCGGGACACUCGCCGCCCUCUUAAAACCAGCGGCAACUUUCCCGUCCUCCCACACCUCCCUCUCCUCGGCACUCUAGCUAGUCCCACGGACAGACACCCACUCAGUCCUCUCCAAUCUCCACUCUCCGCCCACCACCAAGGGCAAGGAAGCUAAUCUCGCCGUACACGCAUGGCCGACGGGGCGGCGGGCGGCGGCAGGGCGGAGGUCGACACGUCGGCGCCGUUCGAGUCCGUGCGGGAGGCCGUCGACCGCUUCGGCGGCAGCGCCGCCUGGAGCUCCGACCUCGUCAGGCGCAUGUUCGCGCCCUCGAAGAAACAUGAAGACUCUGAACAAGCUGCAGAAACCAUCAACGUACAAGAGCAGGCUGCACAGCUAGAAAAUGAGGUUGCUGUCAAAGAGAGGGAGACUCUUGACGUGUUGAAGGAGCUGGAAUCAACCAAGAAGAUCAUAGCAGACCUGAAGCUGAAGAUACAGAAAGAAACCAGUGAAACAUCCCCUGAUGAAGCUGUGAAGUCCGAGGAAACUGAUCAGGUUUCUACGGCAGAACCUGAAGAGCAGCAACCUGAAAAUGUUGUCGUGGAUGUGGACAUGGAAGGCGUAGAAGAAAACCCGCAGCAGCCUUCUGGCGGUUCAGUUUUGGUGGAACUUGAGCAGACCAAAGAAAGCCUGAACAGAACUACAAAUGAUCUGGCUGCAGUGCGGGCUGCUGUUGAGUUACUGCGAAACAGCAUAGCGAAAGAGAAAAUGUUACUUGAAAGAGGCCGAGAAAAGCUUUCCUCUAACACUUCCUUGGUUUCUUCUUUGGAGGAUGAGCUGGAUCAGACAGCGCAAAAGUUGGAAACUCUGAAGGAUCUGCAGAAGAGACGCAAAGACCCCUCGGACAUUUUUAUCGAGAUUAAGAAAAUGACCUCUGAGGUUCAAGAGCUCAGGAGCAUGGCAAAUGGUUCAAAAUCUGAAGCGAUGUUGUUGGCUGCAGAAAUCGAGCAGGCAAAGGCCAGCAUUAGCACAGCUGAGAUCAGGUGCAUUGCAGCCAAAAAGAUGGAAGAAGCAGCUAGAGCAGCAGAAGCCCUUGCACUCGCUGAGAUCAAAGCUCUACUGAGCAGUGAAAGUUCUUUUGAAGGUGAGAACUCUUCUGAUGGAGUGACUCUCUCGAUGGAGGAGUAUUUCAUACUGUGUUCCAAAGCUCUUGAAGCUGAUGAAAACUCCAAGAAGAAAGUUGGAGAUGCUAUGCAGCAGGUAGAUAUAGCUAACAGUUCAGAGUCCGAGUCAGUUAAGAGGCUUGAGGAUGCCAAAUUAGAGGUUGAGGAAUGCAAGAAAGCGCUACGAGAGGCCCUAAAGAGGGUAGAGGCUGCAAACCAUGGGAAGCUUGCAGUUGAAGAGAUCCUUCGAAGAUGGAAAUCUGAGAGUGGACACAGAAAGCGGUCUAUUGGUGGGUCUCCGAAGUUCAAAAAUGCAACCCAUCACCGUAAAGAUUCGUACAGCAUGGAUAUUGUUGAUGAUGUUUCAGAUAGAUCCUUCAAGCAAACUUUGUCAAUUGGGCAGAUACUGAGUAUGAAGUUAAUGGGGCCUGAUGGAUAUGACAAAAGUGUCUGGGAUGACAAGACAAGUGAGACGCCAAAUAUCUCACUUGGUCAGAUUCUGAACCGCAGUGGUGUUUUGUGUAGAGAAGAUGUGGCUUCUCGCAGAAGAAUUUCAGCAAAGAGAAAGAAAUUUGCAUUGACAGGACUUUCUGUUCUGCUGGCAAAGCAAUCUAAGAGCAAGAAGAAGAGAGAAUCCUUUUAAACUGAUAUAGAUUGUCCCAAAAAGAUCAUUCGGGGUGGUGUGGUAUUUCGUAGUAUUGUACUAUGUAGCAGCAGUUCAAUCUUGUCGCCAGUAGCUAAUUUUCACGCUAUUCUAUCUCGAGGUGAUGUACCCUAGUAUUAAAUGUAACCGGUAGCAAUUUUUGCUGCUAACUAGCGUAGAGUUUUGACAGUUCUCUACCAUGCAUGCUAUUGAGAUCUAUAUAAUUGGAUCCAAUGUUUUUACCUUUC
Panicum virgatum (switchgrass) is the source of this 2049-nucleotide messenger RNA. Its product is annotated as WEB family protein At2g38370-like. The transcript is spliced from 2 exons. Bases 188 to 1801 code for a protein of 537 amino acids. NCBI's taxonomy places the organism in Eukaryota, Viridiplantae, Streptophyta, Magnoliopsida, Poales, Poaceae. The record is from RefSeq and is a predicted model, not a curated record.